Molecule: messenger RNA, 618 nt
Organism: Adineta ricciae
Lineage: Eukaryota; Metazoa; Rotifera; Eurotatoria; Adinetida; Adinetidae
Source: the annotation of a GenBank genome assembly
AUGCUUCUUAUUUCUAUUUUGGCUUUAUUUUCUUUCAUACAAGUUCAUGCUGAGCCGCCUUUUGCCUGUGAUUUCGAAGAUGGAACAAUGUGUGAAAUGGAAAAUGGCCUUUGGUUCGAUCCGCAGCGUCCAGUACACAAUUUUAGCCUCACCAGCGGAGAAUUAGUACCGGACAAAGAAAUAGCGCCCUCUAAAGAUCACACAUACAAUACCAGCUCAGGCCAUUUUGCUUAUUGGCAUCAACCGUUCGAUUCUCCACAUACGAACAUGGACGGAUGCUUAAUUAAGGUUGAUCGGAAUGGAACAGUACUGAGUAUUUAUAUCAAAGGCUGUGGCUUUCGUCCAUUGUGGGCCGUGAGAACGGACGACACACUGGGUUGGCAAACUGAUGAAAUACCACUGGUUGGCUAUAAAUGCAAUGUUACAAUUUGGUUUAAUAUCAUGGCAAAUCUAAAAAAUAGUGUUUCUGUUGCACUGGAUGACAUUUCUGUCGAUAUUUGUGCCAGAUAUAGAACAACAACCACUCCUCAGCCUACACCGAGUCGCUCGAUACGAUUCACAGACAACAUUUCGCUAUUAGCGAUUAUGUUUCUCGUCAGUAUGAACUACUUAUUAUAG